Messenger RNA from Anguilla rostrata (American eel), 1122 nucleotides. RefSeq lists its product as uncharacterized. NCBI's taxonomy places the organism in Eukaryota, Metazoa, Chordata, Actinopteri, Anguilliformes, Anguillidae. The record is from RefSeq and is a predicted model, not a curated record. The coding region runs from base 300 to 956 and encodes 218 amino acids. The transcript is spliced from 5 exons.
AAACCACUUUCAAUGAACCAUUCAUUCUUCGGCAGACCAGGAGAAGGAAAGAACUAAGAAUCUAUCUGCAUCUGAGAGAAAACGUCCGAGACGAAAACUCGUGGAUAUAAGAGCCAGAAUACGUUUAACGGAAACAGAACGCGGUAGAACGGCAGAGGAGAAAAUACAAAUUUAGACAACGAUCCUCGUCAUCCAGGAAGAAGGAAGUGGACGACAGGUAGACAGGAGAGGGGAGGAAUAGAGGGUGGGCACUUGCGAACGCUUCGGGGGCCCAUCUGAACUUUGUGGUUCAUAUCAUCAUGAAGGUGUCUGCUGUGAUAAUAGUAAUUUCUGUGACGAUCAGCAUAACUUUGGCAGUGUUCAUGUACUUGAAGAGGAAUGAGGAGGAGACGAUCGUUAAGAAAGCCACCUUCAUGGACAUAAAGGUUCGAGUGACACAUGAUGUGCUGGGAGAGUACCAAAGUGAGGCGGAGAAGCUGCAGAAGAGCCUGGAUGAGGGCACCAAGGAGCUGGAAGCAUUGAACUUGGCUCUAAACACUGGUCAGACUGAAGCCAAGGAGAAAAAUGCCGAACUGCAAGCUUGCCAGAAUGAUUUGAAAAAAAUUAAAGAUGAAACUGUUGCUACAGAGAAGGACAUGAAAUCUGAUAAACUUGUGAAGGAAAAGGCCAACUGGUCCAAGGAGAUUGCUGACCUGGAAAAGCAACUGGAGCAGAAGAGCAAAGUUUGUGACUUUGUGAAGAAGGAUUCAGCAGAGGGCAUGAAACUGUGUGGAAACCCAAUUCCAGAACCUGCCAAACAAGAAGCCCCAAAAGCAGAAGCCCCAAAAGCAGAGGCCCCAAAAGCAGAGGCCCCAAAAGCAGAAGCCCCAAAAGCAGAGGCCCCAAAAGCAGAAGCCCCAAAAGCAGAGGCCCCAAAAGCAGAGGCCCCAAAAGCAGUGGCCCCAAAGCCAAAAUAGAAAUAACCACCCAAUCAAAAAACAAAAUGCCCAGGCAAACAGGGAUGGACACAGACAGAGGGAAAAGACAAAGAGAAGCAAACAAGGGGAUGAAAACCUUCAGCAGGACAUUUGUUUCCCUUUCUCUCCUCUGCAUUCUUUUUCACCAUAGCAAUUUUUUUCUCCA